Messenger RNA from Acipenser ruthenus (sterlet), 3246 nucleotides. RefSeq names its product endothelin-1 receptor-like. The transcript is spliced from 8 exons. The record is from RefSeq and is a predicted model, not a curated record. NCBI's taxonomy places the organism in Eukaryota, Metazoa, Chordata, Actinopteri, Acipenseriformes, Acipenseridae. Gene Ontology annotation, molecular function: endothelin receptor activity. Gene Ontology annotation, biological process: vasoconstriction; G protein-coupled receptor signaling pathway; regulation of blood pressure. Bases 335 to 1633 code for a protein of 432 amino acids. Gene Ontology annotation, cellular component: membrane.
UUUGGGGGCCCAGGCUGUAUAGUGGAGGUGGAGAUUCACACUCCCACCCAGUCAAACUGCUCCACUCCAACUCAGAGACAGACUCCGAGGAGAGAAAAAAAAAACUCUCCACAGGAAAACCAUGAGACACAAUGCUCAGCACCUCACAGCAGACUGACAAACCAAUUGGGAUACUCAUAUACUUUGAUAGUCUGGUAAUUACGCAUGUGAUGUGAUACGGAUGUCUGGAGGGACUUCCAUAUUUUUUUCCCCAGAAGAGAAGAACAUUGUAUUAAAGGCAAAAAACUGAGAGGAUCUGGGAUUUUUUGUCAUUGUGCAUUUUAUUAAUUUCAACAUGGUAUCUAUUGGCUUAAGCAUGCUGUUGGUGCUGUGCCUUUCUACAAGCAGUGUAUUGUGCCAGAGCACCAGUGUGUCUUUGAGAGACUUCAAUGGGACCGAGGGGGUCCCCUACACUGCUGAGCAGCUGAGCAUCUACAGCACGCAUUUUACACCUUUGAGCACCUUUUCGACAAUUUCCCCAAGUCUGCAAAUCCCAAAUAACACAAUAAGGAUGACACCAAUGUGCCAUCAAAAAACUAAGAUCCAAGACAUUUUUCGGUAUGUUAACACAGGGUUUUCCUGCCUGUUUUUCAUCAUUGGAAUGGUUGGGAAUGCCACCCUGUUAAGGAUUAUCUACCAGAAUAAAGGUAUGAGGAAUGGACCCAAUGCACUGAUCGCCAGUCUAGCUCUUGGAGAUCUGAUCUACAUUUCUGUCGCUAUCCCUUUCACAGUCUAUAAGCUAAUGGCUCAGCAGUGGCCCUUUGAAAACUCCAAUCUUGGACUCUUCCUUUGUAAACUGGUGCCAUUUCUCCAGAAAGCAUCAGUGGGAAUCACUGUUCUCAACCUCUGUGCUCUCAGUGUGGACAGGUACAGAGCUGUGGCUUCCUGGAGUCGUGUCCAGGGGGUUGGGGUUCCAAUGCGGACGGCUAUUGAGAUUAUCUCCAUCUGGGUUUUGUCCAUCAUCCUUGCUGUGCCCGAGGCUAUCGGCUUUGACAUGAUCACCUUUGAGUACCAUAAUGUGACGCGCAGGACCUGCAUGCUCAACCCUAAAACACCAUUUAUAAUGUUUUAUAAAAAUGUGAAGGACUGGUGGCUUUUUGGAUUUUAUUUCUGCAUGCCUCUGGCUUGCACAGCAGUCUUCUACACAUUAAUGACGUGUGAAAUGUUACACAACAGGAAAGGAAGUCUGAGAAUAGCCCUAACUGAGCAUCUGAAACAGAGACGGGAAGUAGCAAAGACUGUGUUCUGCUUAGUUCUUAUAUUUGCACUGUGCUGGUUCCCACUGCAUCUAAGCAGAAUAUUGAAGAAAAUGGUGUACAGAGAUGGUGACACGGGGAGAUGCGAGCUCCUCAACUUCCUGUUGGUACUGGACUAUGUUAGCAUAAAUUUGGCAUCAGUAAACUCCUUUAUAAACCCAAUAGCUCUGUAUUUUGUGAGCAAGAAAUUUAAAAAUUGCUUCAAGUCAUGUCUGUGCUGUUGGUGUCAGAGCACGAACAGCAUGGUGCCAAUGAACGGGACAAGCCUACAAUAUAAAAUCCAGGAGCCUAACAACCACAACACAGACCGCAGCACACGCAAGGACAGUGAAAACUGAAAGGAACUGGUCGCACUACACAUCAGUGCGGCAAACAAAGAUAUAAUUUAACCAGUUGUUAUGAAGUCAACUUUAAUGAAACGCUUCCAUUGACCGGAAAUAUGCACUGCAUAAUAAAGCCAGGGACCAUAUAAUCAGCUGCAACUGGGUUUGUUAAAAGUCCAAAACACCCUAAGCUCCACGUGUUUGUUUUCCCUUGAUGUGAAUGGGAUUCAUAGAUUUUAAAGAAGAAAAGGCAACAUGCUGGUGUUUUAGCAUAAGCUCUUGAAUUCCUGUCAGCGCUUCAUGUAGAGUUUAUAGAAAUAUAUGCAUUUUAUAUAAAUUAUGUUAAUCAGUAAUUAGACUCCGGACAGAAGGUGGUUUGAGUUUUUGGAGGUUACAAGAGAUUUAUGGUUCAGUAUGAGUCAUAUCUGAUGUCACCAGCUUUAUUUUCAUUUCAGCAGAAAGGGUGUAGGAAGUGGGCAGGUCUGGAUUAAACAAAAGGCUUUGUGGGCAAUUGUGUAUGACCCGUUGCUUCUAUUUACUGCAACAAAGGGGAACCUCAGCAAUACAUAAUAACUAGCCCCCUAAGUGCAUUGCUUGACUUUUUCUAAUUCUUGUACAGUAAUUGGAAUCAGGACAUUUAUUAAACAUAGCAUUUGCAUUGGGGAGAGAGAGGGGACGAUAUAGCGUGCGUGUGCAUGUAUUAGAAAGAGAUUAAUAUGUAUGUUGCAGACUCUCCACAGCUUUAAACUGUAUUAUACCAGAAAUGUAUUAUUAUUUUAAUAUUAUACACUGUUUUUUAAAGAUAGUUUGGGUGUUAGUUAUGUCAGUCUCAGGCUGGGAUGCUGACCAUUGAGAGCAGUGUUAUAUUAAUGACAAAGACCCGUCUGUGUUAAACCCUUAUUUAACGAGAAGGUGCCAAUUAUUCACCUUUACACUCCUAUGUGAGGACUGUCAGAACUCCUCAGUUAUAAAUCUGUAUCAUCAACAUGUUACACUGUGUUAAUCUAUUUAGCGUGUUAUACACCACAUUGCAAGUAUCACACACACACAAGGGCUCAAAGAGGUGAAUUCCAUUCACGCAGUAACAUUUCGCCUUUGAAGGACUUUGUUUGAAUCUGUCACUGUCUAAGUCACUGUCAAACUUCUUUAGAGGACAGUAGUCCGUCUAUAAAAGACAGCACCCUUUAAUUUGGCACUGUUGGCAUUAGGCAGCUGAAGGCAAAAAAGGUGGUUUUAAAGCUGGCCCCUUCAAAUAGGGUGGUGCCUUCAUUAACCUUUUUUGCCUUGUGCUCCUUCAUUAAUAAAUUCAUCUUUCAUAGUCCCUUUCCCAUGGUAAAAGCAUAGCAAAGUGUAAUAAAAUAUAGUGAAAGCUUCGUAAAGUUAUGGUAAAGUAUAUUAAAAUAAUAGGAAACCAUUUUAAACUAGUAACCAUGGGACAAUCAUGGGAAAAUGGCAAAAUUACAGUGAUAAACUUUUAUAAGGGGUAGGCUGCUGAAAGAGGAUUUUUUGAAGGCAGAAUACCCCAUUCCAUGACCAUUACAAACCUAUGUGAUGUGGAUAACUAGAAAGACUUCAGUCUUCAGUGCUGCAAAUACAACCUGUUAUCCAGCCCCAGAAUAAAAAAUAUU